AAAGUAGUUUUACUGUUCAAAAAAGUAUGGAAUCAUCGCAAAAGAAAAAUAAAUUUAGUAUCUCCUUGUUUGUGGUAGACUGUUCAAGACACCAUCAACGUUGGAACAGAAACUGCAGCUGCACUCAAGGAUCAGACUGAACAAAUGAGUCAGGCUGUUAAGUGUUAAUGAGCUGGACUAUCCAUUUCUCGAUCAAGAAAGCUUCUCAACUUGUGAAGGAACUUGGUAGGCAGGUUGCAACUGAUAGGUGUAUUAUGGCAUUACUCUUCCUAAUUAUUGCCAUUGGAGUCAUAGCUAUCAUUAUUGUAAAGCUCGUGAACCCAAACAACAAGGACAUCCGGGAUAUUCCAGGAUUAGCCCCACCAGCAAUGGGUUGGAAAUUGGUUUGGAGUGCUAGUUAAAAAUUUAGAAAAGGAUCAUCUAAUGAGAUUGCAAUGAUGAUUUUCCAUCUCAUGGAUGGAACAUCAGCUUAGUUCGUGAUGCUGCUGGUGACACCUGUUUUAUAGAGCUGGUCUAAACUCUAGUUGAGUAUGGAUUUCUUUCUAGUAAUUUUUCUGCAGAUUGGUCAAACUUUCCCGAAUGUUAGUCUCUCAAACUACUGCUUGGAUUCAUUAGCUCCAAUUGGAAGUGGUCUUGUGUGAUUAUUUCUUCCCUGACUGAAAAAUCAUUCCUAUUUGAGGGAAACUGAAAAAUGUGUAGAUUGUGUUGUUUAACACCAUGAUUUGCUACACUUAUAAAAUAUUUGAUCUGCACUUCAUAAUAUAUUUAUGGAAAUUUUUGUUAUUCACUGUUUA
Quercus lobata is the source of this 794-nucleotide messenger RNA. RefSeq names its product novel plant SNARE 11-like. The transcript has 4 exons. Lineage: Eukaryota; Viridiplantae; Streptophyta; Magnoliopsida; Fagales; Fagaceae. Bases 168 to 401 code for a protein of 77 amino acids. The record is from RefSeq and is a predicted model, not a curated record.